AUGCAUUCCUCUAUCCUCGCACUAGGCCUCACGGCCUUCCUCAAUGGUGCUUUUGCACAGAACAACUCCUACUCUCAGUACUCCCUCAAGACCACAUACGACUCUUCCAACUUUUUCGAGGCCUUCGAGUUCUUCAACGAGGAGGAUCCUACACAUGGCUUUGUUGACUACGUCGAUGCCGGCGCCGCUAACGCUGAGGGUCUGGCUGGCUAUGUCGACGGUGCUGUCUACAUGGGUGUAGACUACCAGACAAAGAGCCCUUCCAACGGCCGAAGGUCUGUCCGUGUCACUUCCCACGACGCUUUCACUCACGGUCUCUUCAUCGCCGAUAUUGCCCAUAUGCCUGGCAGCAUCCCCGGUGUCUGGCCCGCAUACUGGAUGUUCGGUCCCAACUGGCCAACCUCUGGCGAGAUUGAUAUCCUUGAGGGUGUCAACACUCAGACCGAGAACAAGAUCAGCCUCCAUACUGGACCUGGCUGCAGCAUCACCAAUGAUGGCACCACUCAUGGCACCACCCUCGAGUCCGAGAACUGCGACUCUGCUGGUGCCUCUGCGGGCUGUGGCCAGAACACAUCCGACAACCAGAACUACGGCGAUGGCUUCAAUGACAUUGGCGGUGGAGUCUACGCCACUGAGUGGACAUCCGACCACAUUGCUGUAUGGUUCUUCCAUCGCGGCCGCAUCCCGCAAGAUAUCCAGUCCGGUAACCCCACCCCUUCAUCCUGGGGUCCUCCCGCUGCCAAGUUCAACGGCGGACAAGGCUGCAACAUCGACGAUCACUUCAAGGAGAACAACAUCGUCUUUGAUACUACUUUCUGUGGUGAUUGGGCUGGCUCUCCUGAUGUCUGGGGCAAGAACCCAGAGACUUCGUCUUUGGGAGACUGCAAGGACUAUGUUGCCAACAACCCCGCUGACUUCAAGAACGCCUACUGGCUUGUAAACAGUAUCAAGGUUUACGUUCAGGGAGCUUCAUAUGGCGGUGGUAAUGGAACCACCGGUGGCGGCAACUCCGGCAGCGGUAACAGCGGUAGCGGAAACAGUGGUACCGGCAACUCUGGCAAUGGCAAUUCCGGCAAUGGCAACUCAGGAAACGGAAAUUCUGGCAACAAUAACUCAGGUAACGGUAACUCUGGUAACGGAAACUCGGGUAAUGGUAACAGUGGUGACGGCCAGAGCGGAAACGGUGAUGGCCAGACCAACCCACCCAAUACUCAGCCAGGACAAGGCACUCAGAACGGUCAGCAAGGUCAGAACGGUGACGGAUACUCUCCUGACAGUCAACAAGGCCAAGGCCAAGGCAACGGUUAUACUCCUGAGCAACAGCAAGGCCAAGGCGGUGGCUACAGCACUGGCCAAAGUUACGAUAAUGGCCAAUACCAUGGCCCUGGAGCCUACAAGACCAGCCAGUCCCAAUCAAGUGGCACCACAAGCUGGGACGGAAACGGCUGGCGAGUCGGGUCCAAGCGAUCCAUCAUCUCGAAGCGAUACCUUGCAUGA
This is a messenger RNA of Fusarium redolens, 1497 nucleotides long. Its product is annotated as concanavalin A-like lectin/glucanase domain-containing protein. Lineage: Eukaryota; Fungi; Ascomycota; Sordariomycetes; Hypocreales; Nectriaceae. Gene Ontology annotation, biological process: glucan catabolic process. Gene Ontology annotation, molecular function: hydrolase activity, hydrolyzing O-glycosyl compounds. The transcript has a single exon. The record is from RefSeq and is a predicted model, not a curated record. The coding region runs from base 1 to 1497 and encodes 498 amino acids.